Messenger RNA from Piliocolobus tephrosceles (Ugandan red Colobus), 4396 nucleotides. RefSeq names its product phosphatidylinositol 4-kinase beta (gene PI4KB). Gene Ontology annotation, biological process: phosphatidylinositol phosphate biosynthetic process; phosphatidylinositol-mediated signaling. NCBI's taxonomy places the organism in Eukaryota, Metazoa, Chordata, Mammalia, Primates, Cercopithecidae. The transcript is spliced from 14 exons. Bases 930 to 3380 code for a protein of 816 amino acids. The record is from RefSeq and is a predicted model, not a curated record. Gene Ontology annotation, cellular component: membrane; cytoplasm. Gene Ontology annotation, molecular function: 1-phosphatidylinositol 4-kinase activity.
AAAGAUUGUCCCCUCCUCCCACCCGUAACCUCCUCCCUUCGCCUCUCUCCCUCGCGAGCUUGCAAACAUCUUUUCCCCGCCCCCUUUUCUAUUUCUGAACAGGCAUGUUCCGGGCAGCUCAUCCGACUCCUUAGAUUACUAUGGGAUCGGUAGGGUCCUGAGCGUUGGAGAAGCAGGAAAGCGUAUCCUGGGAAGAAGGGCUUGGCUUGGGCUCAGGAGAAGAAUACUACAUCGAGACCUGCUGGGGAAUUUUAUUUUAUUUUAUUUUAUUUUAUCUUUUUGGUCUUGGUUGUACUGAGGGAGGAAGAGGAGGUUGUGUGGCCCGGUCGAACUUGUGGCAGCCUGAAGGCCCACUCAGGCGGCACCGCGGGCAGCCCCGCAGCCGGGGCCUGGUGCAGCCGCUGCGGCCGCUGUCAGGGAAGCGCAGGCGGCCAAUGGAACCCGGGAGCGGUCGCUGCUGCUGAGGCGGCGGUGUCGGCAGUCCGACCGCGACUGCCCGCACCCCCUCCGCUGGGGUCCCCCAGAGGAUCAACUAAACCUUGAACUAAGAAGAAAAAUGUGUUGUGAACAGGGGGAGCCUCAGCUGCCUCAGGCCGUUCAGGACAGAAGGGUGUUUCUGAAGGCCGGAGCAAGUUUUGAAGAAGUCCCUAUCAGAUUACACUUGGUUGACUACUCCGGAGCAGCCACUAGGAGGGAUGAACAGGCCUGCGUGGAAAUUGAAUGAGAUUAGUUGGGUCCACACUCCAUGAGAAUGCUGAACACCAUGCAAAGCAGCAAAUUGAGAUUCCUUGAUUUGGGGAAGAGAUUUGGGAGGAACCCUUCAAUAAUUGGCAUGGGACAAGAGGGGACCCAGUCCAAGUGUAUUUGGGACCCGCAGUAGGGAGGAACAAUUCAGAGAGAGCUUGGAAGCUCGAAGUCUGGCUGUGGCCAUGGGAGAUACAGUAGUGGAACCUGCCCCCCUGAAGCCAACUUCUGAGCCCACUUCUGGCCCACCAGGGAAUAAUGGGGGGUCCCUGCUAAGUGUCAUCACGGAGGGGGUCGGGGAAUUAUCAGUGAUUGACCCUGAGGUGGCCCAGAAGGCCUGCCAGCAGGUGUUGGAGAAGGUCAAGCUUUUGCAUGGAGGCGUGGCAGUCUCUAGCAGAGGCACCCCACUGGAGUUGGUCAAUGGGGAUGGUGUGGACAGUGAGAUCCGUUGCCUAGAUGAUCCACCUGCCCAGAUCAGGGAGGAGGAAGAUGAGAUGGGGACCACGGUGGCCUCAGGCACAGCCAAAGGAGCAAGAAGACGGCGGCAGAACAACUCAGCUAAACAGUCUUGGCUCCUGAGGCUGUUUGAGUCAAAACUGUUUGACAUCUCCAUGGCCAUUUCAUACCUGUAUAACUCCAAGGAGCCUGGAGUACAAGCCUACAUCGGCAACCGGCUCUUCUGCUUCCGCAAUGAGGACGUGGACUUCUAUCUACCCCAGUUACUUAACAUGUACAUCCACAUGGAUGAGGACGUGGGUGAUGCCAUUAAGCCCUACAUAGUCCACCGUUGCCGCCAGAGCAUUAACUUUUCCCUCCAGUGUGCCCUGUUGCUUGGGGCCUACUCUUCAGACAUGCACAUUUCCACUCAGCGACACUCCCGUGGGACCAAGCUACGGAAGCUGAUCCUCUCAGAUGAGCUAAAGCCAGCUCACAGGAAGAGGGAGCUGCCCUCCUUGAGCCCGGCCCCUGACACAGGGCUAUCUCCCUCCAAAAGGACUCACCAGCGCUCUAAGUCAGAUGCCACUGCCAGCAUAAGUCUCAGCAGCAACUUGAAACGAACAGCCAGCAACCCUAAAGUGGAGAAUGAGGAUGAGGAGCUCUCCUCCAGCACCGAGAGUAUUGAUAAUUCAUUCAGUUCCCCCGUUCGACUGGCUCCUGAGAGAGAAUUCAUCAAGUCCCUGAUGGCGAUCGGCAAGCGGCUGGCCACACUCCCCACCAAAGAGCAGAAGACACAGAGGCUGAUCUCAGAGCUCUCCCUGCUCAACCAUAAGCUCCCUGCCCGAGUCUGGCUGCCCACUGCUGGCUUUGACCACCACGUGGUCCGUGUACCCCACACACAGGCUGUUGUCCUCAACUCCAAGGACAAGGCUCCCUACCUGAUUUAUGUGGAAGUCCUUGAAUGUGAAAACUUUGACACCACCAGUGUCCCUGCCCGAAUCCCUGAGAACCGAAUUCGGAGUACGAGGUCUGUAGAGAAUUUGCCCGAAUGUGGUAUUACCCAUGAGCAGCGAGCUGGCAGCUUCAGCACUGUGCCCAACUAUGACAACGAUGAUGAGGCCUGGUCGGUGGAUGACAUAGGCGAGCUGCAAGUGGAGCUCCCCGAAGUGCACACCAACAGCUGUGACAACAUCUCCCAGUUCUCUGUGGACAGCAUCACUAGCCAGGAGAGCAAGGAGCCUGUGUACAUUGCAGCAGGGGACAUCCGCCGCCGCCUUUCGGAACAGCUGGCUCAUACCCCAACAGCCUUCAAACGAGACCCAGAAGAUCCUUCUGCAGUUGCUCUCAAAGAGCCCUGGCAGGAGAAAGUACGGCGGAUCAGAGAGGGCUCGCCCUAUGGCCAUCUCCCCAAUUGGAGGCUCCUGUCAGUCAUUGUCAAGUGUGGGGAUGACCUUCGGCAAGAGCUUCUAGCCUUUCAGGUGUUGAAGCAACUGCAGUCCAUUUGGGAACAGGAGCGAGUGCCCCUUUGGAUCAAGCCAUACAAGAUUCUUGUGAUUUCGGCUGAUAGUGGCAUGAUUGAACCAGUGGUCAACGCUGUGUCCAUCCAUCAGGUGAAGAAACAGUCACAGCUCUCCUUGCUCGAUUACUUUCUACAGGAGCAUGGCAGUUACACCACUGAGGCAUUCCUCAGUGCCCAGCGAAAUUUUGUGCAAAGUUGUGCUGGGUACUGCUUGGUCUGCUACCUGCUGCAAGUCAAGGACAGACACAAUGGGAACAUCCUUUUGGACGCAGAAGGACACAUCAUCCACAUCGACUUUGGCUUCAUCCUCUCCAGCUCACCCCGAAAUCUGGGCUUUGAGACAUCAGCCUUUAAGCUGACCACAGAGUUUGUGGAUGUGAUGGGCGGCCUGGAUGGCGACAUGUUCAACUACUAUAAGAUGCUGAUGCUGCAAGGGCUGAUUGCCGCUCGGAAACACAUGGACAAGGUGGUGCAGAUCGUGGAGAUCAUGCAGCAAGGUUCUCAGCUUCCUUGCUUCCAUGGCUCCAGCACCAUUCGAAACCUCAAAGAGAGGUUCCACAUGAGCAUGACUGAGGAGCAGCUGCAGCUGCUGGUGGAGCAGAUGGUGGAUGGCAGUAUGCGGUCUAUCACCACCAAACUCUAUGACGGCUUCCAGUACCUCACCAACGGCAUCAUGUGACACGCUCCUCAGCCCAGGAGUGCUGGGGGGUCCAGGGCACCCUCCCUAGAGGGCCCUUGUCUGAGAAACCCCAAACCAGGAAACCCCACCUACCCAACCAUCCAACCAAGGGAAAUGGAAGGCAAGAAACACGAAGGAUCAUGUGGUAACUGCGGGAGCUUGCCAGGGGGUGGGACAGCCAGCUGUGGGGUCCAGACUUGCUGGGGCUUCCCUGCCCCUCCUGCUCUGUGUCAGUAUUACCACCGGACAGACUCCAGGACUCGCUGCCCUCCAGGAAACAGAGGCGACGAAUGUGAGGGAUGCCGGGGCCUUUCUUCUCCUAAUAGGGGUUUGAGAGGUUCUUUCCACAGGCCAUCCUCUUAUUCCGUUCUGGGGCCCAGGAAGCGGGGAAGAGUAGGUUCUCGGUACUUAGGACUUGAUCCUGUGGUUGGCCACUGGCCAUGCUGCUGCCCAGCUCUACCCCUCCCAGGGACCGACCCCUGGCCUGAGCUCCCCUUGCUGGCGGGCGCUGCGUGGGCCCUGCACUUGCUGAGGUUCCCCAUUAUGGGCAAGGAAGGGAAUUCCCACAGCCCUCCAGUGUUCUGAGGGUGCUGGCCUAGCCACGGGGAAUUCCCUACCCUGACUCCUUCCCCAAACCCAGGGAAAAGAGCUCUCAAUUUUUUAUUUUUAAUUUUUGUUUGAAAUAAAGUCCUUAGUUAGCCACUUGUGUCAUUUCCAGGUUUUUUGGGGGUAGAUGGGUGAUGAGGUAUGAACAGAUGCCUCAAUGUCCAAGAUACAAAAGGCACCACACAGAAAGAGGUCUGCUUUUUCCCUGCCUGUCUUGGUCACCACCACCUCUUCCCUGAGAAGAAAGGGCCUUCCAUGUUCUCUCACCCGCUUCAAGUCCACAUUGUCCAAGUCACAGAAAAAGAGAGGCCUGAAUGGAGAUUAGACCAAAAACAGUUUUAAUGGUCUGGUUUUCUCCCUAGUUCCCCCACUGUUAGUAUUAUUACUACAAGAAUAAAGGAUUCCUGAGA